Myotis davidii is the source of this 6034-nucleotide messenger RNA. It is a transcript of the gene NBEA, whose product is annotated as neurobeachin. Gene Ontology annotation, biological process: intracellular protein localization. The annotation marks the transcript as partial. The record is from RefSeq and is a predicted model, not a curated record. Lineage: Eukaryota; Metazoa; Chordata; Mammalia; Chiroptera; Vespertilionidae. Gene Ontology annotation, cellular component: cytosol; membrane. The transcript has 38 exons. Gene Ontology annotation, molecular function: protein kinase binding.
GGGGGGCGUCCGCCUCCGGCGCGGUGGUGCUGCCCGCGGGGAUGAUUAACCCCUCGGUGCCGAUCCGCAACAUCCGGAUGAAAUUCGCAGUGUUGAUUGGACUCAUACAGGUCGGAGAGGUCAGCAACAGGGACAUCGUGGAGACCGUGCUCAAUCUGCUGGUUGGUGGAGAAUUUGACUUGGAGAUGAAUUUUAUUAUCCAGGAUGCUGAGAGUAUAACGUGCAUGACAGAGCUUUUGGAGCACUGUGAUGUAACAUGUCAAGCAGAAAUAUGGAGCAUGUUUACAGCCAUUUUACGAAAAAGUGUUCGGAAUUUACAGACUAGCACGGAAGUUGGGCUAAUUGAACAAGUAUUGCUGAAAAUGAGUGCUGUAGAUGACAUGAUAGCAGAUCUUCUAGUUGAUAUGUUGGGGGUUCUUGCCAGCUACAGCAUCACUGUCAAGGAGUUGAAGCUUUUGUUCAGCAUGCUUCGAGGAGAAAGUGGAAUCUGGCCAAGACAUGCAGUAAAAUUAUUAUCAGUUCUUAAUCAGAUGCCACAAAGACAUGGUCCUGAUACUUUUUUCAAUUUCCCUGGUUGUAGUGCUGCGGCAAUUGCAUUGCCUCCUAUUGCAAAGUGGCCUUAUCAGAAUGGCUUUACCCUAAACACUUGGUUUCGUAUGGAUCCAUUAAAUAACAUUAAUGUUGAUAAGGAUAAACCUUAUCUUUAUUGUUUUCGUACUAGCAAAGGAGUUGGCUACUCUGCUCAUUUUGUUGGGAACUGUCUAAUAGUCACAUCACUGAAGUCCAAAGGAAAAGGUUUUCAGCACUGUGUGAAAUAUGAUUUUCAACCACGCAAAUGGUAUAUGAUCAGCAUUGUCCACAUAUACAAUCGAUGGAGAAACAGUGAAAUUCGAUGCUAUGUGAAUGGACAGCUAGUAUCCUAUGGUGAUAUGGCUUGGCAUGUUAACACAAAUGAUAGCUAUGACAAGUGCUUUCUUGGAUCCUCCGAAACUGCUGAUGCAAAUAGAGUAUUCUGUGGUCAACUUGGUGCCGUGUAUGUAUUCAGUGAAGCACUCAACCCUGCACAGAUAUUUGCAGUUCAUCAGUUAGGACCUGGAUAUAAGAGCACCUUCAAGUUUAAAUCUGAGAGUGAUAUUCAUUUGGCAGAACAUCAUAAACAGGUUCUAUAUGAUGGAAAACUUGCAACUAGUAUUGCAUUUACAUAUAAUGCCAAGGCCACUGAUGCUCAGCUAUGCCUGGAAUCCUCACCAAAGGAAAACGCAUCAAUUUUUGUGCAUUCCCCACAUGCUUUAAUGCUCCAGGAUGUGAAAGCUAUAGUAACACAUUCAAUUCAUAGUGCAAUUCAUUCAAUUGGAGGGAUUCAAGUGCUUUUCCCACUUUUUGCCCAACUGGACAAUCGACAGCUCAAUGACAGUCAAGUGGAAACAACUGUCUGUGCUACUCUUUUGGCUUUCCUGGUUGAACUGCUUAAAAGUUCGGUAGCUAUGCAAGAACAGAUGCUGGGUGGAAAAGGCUUUUUAGUCAUUGGCUACUUACUUGAAAAGUCCUCACGAGUUCAUAUAACUAGAGCUGUCCUAGAGCAAUUUUUAUCCUUUGCAAAAUACCUUGAUGGAUUAUCUCAUGGAGCACCUUUGCUGAAGCAGCUUUGUGAUCAUAUUUUAUUCAACCCAGCCAUCUGGAUACAUACACCUGCAAAAGUUCAGCUUUCUCUAUACACUUAUUUGUCUGCUGAAUUUAUUGGAACUGCUACCAUUUAUACUACCAUACGCAGAGUAGGAACAGUGUUACAGCUAAUGCACACAUUAAAAUAUUACUACUGGGUCAUUAAUCCUGCUGACAGUAGUGGCAUUACACCUAAAGGAUUAGAUGGUCCGCGGCCAUCACAAAAAGAAAUUAUAUCACUACGGGCAUUUAUGCUACUUUUUCUGAAACAGCUAAUACUAAAGGAUCGAGGGGUCAAAGAAGAUGAACUUCAGAGUAUAUUAAAUUACCUACUUACAAUGCAUGAGGAUGAAAAUAUUCAUGAUGUAUUACAGUUACUAGUGGCUUUAAUGUCAGAACAUCCAGCCUCAAUGAUACCAGCAUUUGAUCAAAGAAAUGGAAUAAGGGUAAUCUACAAAUUAUUGGCUUCAAAAAGUGAAAGUAUUUGGGUUCAAGCUCUGAAGGUUUUGGGAUACUUUCUGAAGCAUUUAGGUCACAAGAGAAAAGUUGAAAUUAUGCAUACCCAUAGUCUUUUCACUCUUCUCGGAGAAAGGCUGAUGUUGCAUACAAAUACUGUGACUGUCACUACAUACAACACACUUUAUGAGAUAUUGACAGAGCAAGUAUGUACUCAAGUUGUACACAAACCACAUCCAGAGCCAGACUCUACAGUGAAAAUUCAGAAUCCAAUGAUUCUUAAGGUAGUGGCAACUUUGUUAAAAAACUCUACACCAAGUGCAGAACUGAUGGAAGUUCGUCGUUUAUUUUUAUCUGACAUGAUAAAACUUUUCAGCAACAGCCGUGAAAAUAGAAGAUGUUUAUUGCAGUGUUCAGUAUGGCAGGAUUGGAUGUUUUCUCUUGGCUAUAUCAAUCCUAAAAAUUCUGAAGAACAGAAGAUUACUGAGAUGGUCUAUAAUAUCUUCCGGAUUUUGUUGUAUCAUGCAAUAAAAUAUGAAUGGGGAGGCUGGAGAGUCUGGGUGGAUACACUCUCAAUAGCCCAUUCCAAGGUCACUUAUGAAGCACAUAAGGAAUACCUAGCCAAAAUGUAUGAAGAAUAUCAGAGACAAGAAGAGGAGAACAUUAAAAAGGGAAAGAAAGGGAAUGUGAGCACCAUCUCUGGUCUUUCAUCACAGACGACAGGAGCAAAAGGAGGAAUGGAAAUUAGAGAGAUAGAAGAUCUUUCACAAAGCCAGAGCCCAGAAAGUGAGACAGAUUACCCCGUCAGCACAGACCCUGGAGACUUGCUCAUGUCAACAAAAGUGUCAGAUGAUAUUCUUGUGAAUUCAGAUAGAUCGAGAAGUGGUGUACAUGUGGAAGUGCAUGAUCUUUUAGUUGAUAUAAAAGCAGAGAAAGUGGAAGCAACAGAAGUAAAGCUGGAUGAUAUGGAUUUAUCACCAGAGACCCUCGUAGGUGGAGAGAAUGGUGCCCUUGUGGAGGUUGAAUCUUUGUUGGAUAAUGUAUAUUGUGCUGCUGUUGAGAAACUCCAGAACAAUGUACAUGGAAGUGUUGGUAUCAUUAAAAAAAAUGAAGAAAAAGAUAAUGGCCCAUUGAUAACAUUAGCAGAUGAGAAAGAUGAUCUUCCUAAUAGUAGUACAUCAUUUCUCUUUGAUAAAAUACCCAAACAGGAAGAGAAACUCCUUCCUGAACUUUCUAGCAAUCACAUUAUUUCGAAUAUUCAGGACACACAAGUGCAUCUUGGUGUUAGUGAUGAUCUUGGCUUGCUUGCUCACAUGACUGGUAGUGUAGACUUAACUUGUGCAAGUAUAAUAGAAGAAAAAGAGUUCAAAAUCCAUACAACUUCAGAUGGAAUGAGCAGUAUUUCUGAAAGAGACUUAUCAUCUAAAGGGUUAGAGUAUGCUGAAAUGACUGCUACAACUCUGGAAACUGAAUCUUCUGGUAGUAAAAUUGUACCAAGUAUUGAUGCUGGAAGUAUAGUUUCAGAUACUGAGAGAUCUGAUGAUGGCAAAGAAUCAGGAAAAGAGAUCCGAAAAAUUCAGACCACUACUACAACACAAGCUGUUCAGGGUCGGUCUCUUACACAACAGGACAGAGAUCUCCGAGUUGAUUUAGGAUUUCGAGGAAUGCCAAUGACUGAGGAACAGCGGCGUCAGUUCAGCCCAGGUCCACGCACUACAAUGUUUCGUAUUCCUGAGUUUAAGUGGUCUCCAAUGCACCAACGACUUCUCACCGAUUUACUAUUUGCUUUAGAAACAGAUGUACAUGUUUGGAGAAGCCAUUCCACAAAGUCUGUAAUGGAUUUUGUCAAUAGCAAUGAAAACAUUAUUUUUGUACAUAACACAAUUCACCUCAUUUCCCAAAUGGUAGACAACAUCAUCAUUGCUUGUGGAGGAAUUUUACCUUUGCUCUCUGCUGCUACAUCACCAAGUGGUUCUAAGACGGAACUGGAAAACAUUGAAGUGACACAAGGCAUGUCAGCUGAGACAGCAGUAACUUUCCUCAGCCGAUUGAUGGCUAUGGUUGAUGUACUUGUAUUUGCCAGCUCUCUAAAUUUUAGUGAGAUUGAAGCUGAAAAAAACAUGUCUUCUGGAGGUUUAAUGCGACAAUGCCUAAGGCUAGUUUGUUGUGUUGCUGUGAGAAACUGUUUAGAAUGUCGGCAGAGACAAAGAGACAGAGGGAACAAAUCUUCCCAUGGAAGCAGUAAACCUCAAGAAGCAACCCAAAGUAUGAUUGCCAUAGCAGCUUCAAAGAAUUCAUUAGAAAAUGUUCCAGGUAACCUUUCUCCUAUUAAGGACCCUGAUAGACUUCUUCAGGAUGUCGAUAUUAAUCGCCUGCGUGCCGUUGUGUUUCGGGAUGUGGAUGAUAGCAAGCAGGCACAAUUCUUAGCUUUAGCUGUCGUUUACUUCAUUUCGGUUCUGAUGGUUUCCAAGUACCGUGACAUAUUAGAACCCCAGCGAGAGACUGCAAGAAUUGGAAGUCAACCAGGUAGAAACAUCAGGCAGGAAAUAAAUUCACCAACAAGUACAGUUGUGGUCAUACCAUCUAUCCCUCAUCCAACUUUGAACCAUGGAUUCCUUGCCAAGUUAAUUCCUGAGCAGAGCUUUGCCCACUCAUUUUACAAAGAAACACCUGCUGCAUUUCCAGACACUAUAAAGGAGAAAGAAACACCAACCCCUGGUGAAGAUAUUCAGCUAGAAAGUUCCAUUCCUCAUACAGAUUCAGGAAUUGGAGAGGAGCAUGUGGUUAGCAUCUUGAAUGGGGCAGAAUUAGAGCCUAGCGCAGGCCCUGAUGCCAUGAGUGAACUGUUAUCCACGUUGUCCUCUGAAGUGAAAAAAUCACAAGAAAGCUUAACUGAGAAUCCUAGUGAAAUUUUGAAGCCUGCACCAUCCAUAUCUAGCAUUAGUCAAACCAAAGGCAUCAAUGUCAAGGAAAUAUUGAAAAGCCUUGUCGCUGCUCCAGUUGAAAUUGCAGAAUGUGGCCCUGAUCCUAUUCCAUACCCAGAUCCAGCAUUGAAAAGAGAAGCACAAGCUAUUCUUCCUAUGCAGUUUCAUUCCUUUGACAGGAGUGUCGUGGUGCCUGUGAAGAAGCCACCUCCAGGUAGUUUAGCUGUAACCACUGUGGGAGCCACUGCAGCUGGAAGUGGGCUGCCAACAGGCAGCACUUCUAAUAUAUUUGCUGCUACUGGAGCUACACCAAAAAGUAUGAUUAAUACAACAGGUGCAGUGGAUUCAGGGUCCUCGUCCUCUUCCUCCUCUUCUAGUUUUGUGAAUGGUGCUACCAGCAAAAACCUUCCAGCUGUACAAACUGUUGCUCCAAUGCCAGAAGACUCGGCUGAAAACAUGAGCAUCACUGCAAAACUUGAAAGAGCUUUAGAAAAAGUUGCUCCUCUUCUUCGUGAAAUUUUUGUAGACUUUGCCCCAUUCCUAUCUCGUACACUUCUUGGCAGUCAUGGACAAGAACUAUUGAUAGAAGGCCUUGUUUGUAUGAAGUCCAGUACUUCUGUGGUUGAGCUUGUUAUGCUGCUUUGUUCUCAGGAAUGGCAAAAUUCUAUUCAGAAGAAUGCAGGACUUGCAUUUAUUGAACUCAUCAAUGAAGGAAGAUUACUCUGCCAUGCUAUGAAGGACCACAUAGUUCGUGUUGCAAAUGAAGCUGAGUUUAUUUUGAACAGACAGAGAGCUGAGGAUGUACAUAAACAUGCUGAGUUUGAGUCGCAGUGUGCCCAGUAUGCUGCUGAUAGGAGAGAGGAAGAAAAGAUGUGUGACCAUCUCAUUAGUGCUGCAAAACAUAGAGAUCACGUUACAGCAAAUCAAUUGAAACAGAAGAUCCUUAACAUUCUCACAAACAAGCAUGGUGCUUGGGGAGCAGUUUCUCAUAG